Messenger RNA from Ilyonectria robusta, 198 nucleotides. RefSeq lists its product as uncharacterized. NCBI's taxonomy places the organism in Eukaryota, Fungi, Ascomycota, Sordariomycetes, Hypocreales, Nectriaceae. Bases 1 to 198 code for a protein of 65 amino acids. The transcript has a single exon. The record is from RefSeq and is a predicted model, not a curated record.
AUGGCGGCUGAGGGAAGAAGCGGUCUAUUUCCUCGCCUCUAUGCCAGCAACCCUUCCACGCAAAAUGUGGUAGCCGGGUUCGAUGUCGCCUUUUCCUCCGGCGUCUUUGCCUCGCUCACCCUUCUCGGAGCAGGCGGCGGCCGGCCGGAGUCAGCACCCGUUAUACAGACCGCCAAUGCCAUUUUGUCCUCGGUAUGA